AUGUCAAAUAUUAUUUACUAGUAAAUAUCAAAAAACUCAUAAACGUCACGUUGCGUCCACUUAAAUAUAUUUUUGCUUUUUUACUUUACAUGAUUUAAUAAAAAAGAACAGGUUAAUUACCUAUAAACGUUAGUGAGACAAGAUUCAAUCAUGGCAAGACACCGUAACAUACGAUCAAUGAACUUUUCCGAUGAAUGUGACGCUUACGAUGAUGUUUACGGUCAUUCCGUUGAAGAAGAUUUUUGUAUGUCUCCAAGUGAUGCUGCUUUUAUUUAUGAUAGGGAAGGUAGCCGAAAUCAACAAAGAAUUGGGCAAUUUUUUACUGAUAAUAUAAGAGAAGAAGAUGAAAGUGAUGUACUGGAUGAGUAUAAUCUUUCUGAAGCUGAUAAAAUAAAACUAAAUGAUGCUCUUAAAGAAUUAAAAGAAACUUUGGGAAGUUCAGCAACAAAAAAAGAAAUGGCACAAACUUUAUUAGAUACUAACUUUGAUGUUAGUAAAGCAGCAAAUAUUUUAUUAGAUAAAGGACCCUGCAUACAAAUUAAACCAAUCGAAAAAAAGGAAAAAGCAAUAGAACCAACAACAAUUACAGUAAUUGCAUCAAGCGGAAAAUCAACAAACGUAAUAAAAGGCUUUGAUAUUCUCUCACCAAAGGAUUCGUCUCGUUUAAAUACAUCUCGCCCUCAAUCUCCAAUAUCCGGAAGAGGAACUCCAGUAAACGUUCCUCAGUCAACAACAACAUCCGAUUUUUCGGACGAUUUAAAAUCGCUUCGUGUAAAAGAAAGUAAAACCGGCGAUCCCAUGGCUCAGUACAAAAAAGAAAGAGAAGGAAACAAAGAAAAUUUGUACAUGGUUAUUAUUGGUCAUGUCGAUGCUGGAAAAUCGACAUUAAUGGGACAUUUAUUGUGUAGUUUGGGACAAGUAAAUCAAAAAACUAUGCAUAAAUAUGAACAAGAAAGUAAAAAGUUGGGGAAACAAAGCUUUAUGUAUGCUUGGGUUUUGGAUGAAACUGGCGAAGAAAGAACUCGAGGGAUUACUAUGGAUGUUGGGAGAUCUCAAUUUGAAACUAAAACAAAAAUGAUAACACUUUUGGACGCACCUGGCCAUAAAGAUUUCAUCCCAAAUAUGAUAUCGGGCGCCGGCCAAGCAGAUGUAGCGCUUCUGGUAGUUGAUGCCACAAGAGGCGAAUUUGAAACGGGAUUCGAUUUUGGCGGUCAAACCCGCGAACACGCACUUUUAGUUCGUUCUUUGGGAGUAUCUCAAUUGGCAGUUGCCAUAAACAAAUUGGAUACCGUUUCAUGGUCGAAAAUGCGUUUCGACGAAAUCCAAGUGAAGCUAAAAACAUUUUUAAAACAAGCAGGAUUUAGAGAAAGCGACGUUACGUUCGUACCAUGCAGCGGUCUAACUGGACAAAAUCUUAUUGAAACUCCUACAGAAAACGAAUUAUUAUCUUGGUAUAAAGGACCCACACUAAUUGAGGUUAUAGAUAAUUUUAGAUGUCCAGAAAGACCUAUAUCAAAACCGUUUAGAUUCUCAGUUAAUGAUAUGUUUAAAGGUACUGGGGCAAAUUUUUGUGUUUCAGGAAAAGUAGAAACGGGUGUUGUAAAUGUAGGUGAUCGCGUUUUAAUUUGUCCCUGCAAAGAACUUGGUGUUGUUAAAGGAUUAUCAAUUGAAGAUUCUAGCAAACAAAUUGCUUUCGCUGGUGAUCAAGUGGCGAUCACAAUUUCAGGCGUUGAAAUGCAAAAUGUUUCGGUUGGAUUUAUUGUUUGCGAUCCUUUAAAUCCAACACCUGUAUCAAGUAAAUUUGAAGCUAGGAUUGUUGUUUUUAAUUUAAUACAUCCAAUAACUAAAGGAUUUUCAGUAAUUUUACAUCAUCAAUCUUUAGUUGAACCAGCUGUGAUAACUCGUUUAAUAGCACAGUUGAAUAAGAGUACUGGAGAGAUACAGAAGAAACAUCCAAGAUUUAUAAGUAAUAAUACAAGCGCAAGUGUUGAGAUACAGACAUCAAGGCCGAUUGCUUUAGAAUUGUAUAGCGAAUACAAAGAACUGGGCAGGAUAAUGAUCAGGGUGAAUGGAAAGACGAUCGCUGCUGGUCUUAUUACGAAAAUUGUUAAUUAAAAUAUAGACUCCUUUAAUAAGUUUUUUUAUUUUGUAUAUAAUUAAUAAA
Onthophagus taurus is the source of this 2164-nucleotide messenger RNA. It is a transcript of the gene HBS1, whose product is annotated as translation elongation factor EF-1alpha (GTPase) HBS1. The record is from RefSeq and is a predicted model, not a curated record. Lineage: Eukaryota; Metazoa; Arthropoda; Insecta; Coleoptera; Scarabaeidae. Gene Ontology annotation, molecular function: GTP binding; GTPase activity.